Diabrotica virgifera virgifera (western corn rootworm) is the source of this 542-nucleotide messenger RNA. RefSeq lists its product as uncharacterized. The transcript is spliced from 2 exons. The record is from RefSeq and is a predicted model, not a curated record. Bases 97 to 519 code for a protein of 140 amino acids. NCBI's taxonomy places the organism in Eukaryota, Metazoa, Arthropoda, Insecta, Coleoptera, Chrysomelidae.
UGUGAACAGUUUGGGUGGGGCAUUUGUUGACAAUAUAUAAGAGUUUAUCAAGCAUCUAUACCAGUUUGGUUUAACUGUUUUUGAAAAGCCUUUGAAAUGUUCUUAAAUGUAAAUAUGGUCUUAUUUUUUAUCGCCACUGCGUUAUUGCAAUCAGUCACUUGCGAAGCGACACCAUCUUCAGAAAGACAGCGGAGAUCCCCACUGACUUACUACCUUAAUAUUCCAAGUCAGUAUUCACUUAGAAAUUCCCAUUUAAGGUACAAAUAUCAACCGAUUUAUCCCAGUUCCAUAAAUUACCCAACCGUAAUAGGUGGAAGCUAUUAUCCAGGAAUUAGUAGUCCUGUUUUGGGACAGUAUCCAGGAGUUAUCUUCCAAUAUCCAAUUUACGAGACAGUACCUAUUCAGGGACAAUAUCCAAUUCAAUCGCCAAGUUUGCCAGCUGUACCACAAGGAGAUGGGACACCAGCUGGGGGAGUGCUUCUUGAUCAUGAUACUGUUUCUGUAGAUGCUGCUUAUUAAUUAUUAAAUAGUAAUUUAAAUUA